Dryobates pubescens (Downy woodpecker) is the source of this 1398-nucleotide messenger RNA. RefSeq names its product DNA damage inducible 1 homolog 2 (gene DDI2). Gene Ontology annotation, biological process: proteolysis. The coding region runs from base 53 to 1240 and encodes 395 amino acids. The record is from RefSeq and is a predicted model, not a curated record. NCBI's taxonomy places the organism in Eukaryota, Metazoa, Chordata, Aves, Piciformes, Picidae. The transcript is spliced from 10 exons. Gene Ontology annotation, molecular function: protein binding; aspartic-type endopeptidase activity.
GCGGCACUUGGCGGCGGCGGUUGGCGGGGCCGGUGGCGGCGGCGGGGCGGCCAUGCUGCUCACCGUGUUCUGUCUGCGCCGCGACAGUAGCGAGCUCACCUUCUCCCUUCAGGUGGACGCGGACUUUGAACUGCAAAACUUCCGCGCUCUCUGCGAGCUGGAGUCCGGUAUCCCGGCGGCCGAGAGCCAGAUCGUCUAUGCCGAGCGGCCCCUGACCGACAACAACAGAUCCCUGGCCUCCUAUGGCUUGAAGGAUGGGGAUGUGGUGAUCCUGAGACAGAAGGAGGCUGUGGAGCCACGGCCUGCCAUCCGAUUCCCAGGCCUGCCGAGGAUAGACUUCAGCAGCAUCGCUGUUCCGGGCACCUCCUCGCAGCAGGCGGCGGCGCCGCGCCCGCGCCCCUCCCCCCCCGAGGCGCCGGGGCUGCCCCAGGGCCUGAGCAACCCUGUGCUGCUGCGGGAGAUGCUGCUGGCCAACCCCCACGAGCUCUCCCUGCUCAAGGAGCGCAACCCCCCCUUGGCAGAGGCCUUGCUCAGCGGGGACCUGGAGAAAUUCAGCAGGGUGCUGCUGGAGCAGCAGCAGGACCGAGCCCGGCGCGAGCAGGAGAGGAUCCGACUCUACUCAGCUGACCCCUUUGACCUGGAGGCACAGGCCAAGAUAGAAGAAGACAUAAGGCAACAAAACAUUGAGGAAAACAUGACCAUAGCAAUGGAGGAGGCCCCCGAGAGCUUCGGGCAGGUGGUGAUGCUCUACAUCAACUGCAAAGUCAACGGACAUCCAGUCAAAGCCUUCGUGGACUCAGGUGCCCAGAUGACCAUCAUGAGCCAGGCCUGUGCUGAAAGGUGCAACAUCAUGAGGCUGGUGGACCGGCGGUGGGCUGGCAUCGCCAAGGGAGUUGGCACACAGAAAAUCAUUGGCAGAGUGCACUUAGCUCAGGUCCAGAUUGAAGGGGAUUUCCUGGCCUGCUCCUUCUCCAUCCUUGAAGAGCAGCCCAUGGACAUGCUUCUAGGACUGGAUAUGCUGAAGAGGCAUCAGUGUUCAAUUGAUCUCAAGAAGAAUGUGCUAGUGAUUGGCACGACUGGCUCCCAGACCUCCUUCCUGCCCGAGGGCGAGCUGCCGGAGUGCGCCCGGCUGGCUUACGGGGCCGGGCGGGAGGAUGUGCGGCCGGAGGAGAUCGCGGACCAGGAGCUAGCAGAAGCAAUACAGAAGUCUGUGGAGGAAGCAGAGCGUCAGAAGCCUUGAUGCAUGUAGUGUGUGUUUGCUGCAGCUGGAGUGGGCCACAGACCAGAGAAUAGUGACAAAGAAACUACCUCACUGGAACUGCCCUCAUUGCCAGCUCCUGAUGGGUUUCAAAAUCCAGUCCAGUCUCCAGGAUUGAAUUCCAAGAUCUGUAAUCCCAC